GCUGCCAAGAUAAACAUCCACAAUGCCCAGCCCGAGGACCUGAUGAACAUGCAGCACUGCAACCUGCUCUGCCUGCCGGAGAACUACCAGAUGAAGUACUACUUCUACCACGGUCUGUCGUGGCCCCAGCUCUCCUACCUCACCAAGGAUGAGGAUGGCAAGAUAGUGGGCUAUGUCCUGGCCAAGAUGGAGGAGGACCCCAAUUAUGUUCCCCAUGAGCCCAUCACCUCUCUGGCCGUGAAGCACUCACACCAGCACCUCGGCCUGGCCCAGAGGCUGAUGGACCAGGCCUCAUGGGCGAUGAUGGAGAACUUCUGCUCCAAAUAUGUGUCCCUGAACAUCAUGAAGAACAACAGGGUGGCCCUGCAUCUCUAUUCUAAGACCCUCGACUUCCAGCAUUGCUUGUCUACAUGUCUCAGCCACAUCUAUCCUGUGAACAAACCCUGGCUUAGCCGUCUACUCUGCAGUGUUUUCUCUGGAGUUACCUCACAGUGACUCCAAUGGCUUCUCAUUUUCAACUCUCCAUGACCUUCCACAUAAAGCUACUGUGAUCAUGAAGAUACCUCAGCACAAGAACCUGCUGUACAAGAGCCAAGGAAGCUUGAGGCCUGCCAUGAGAGAGCAUCCCCGACCUCCUCUCACCAUGCUGCCACUGUACUGUUUGCAGUGGUCCUACCUUGGCCUGUGGUCAUGUGGCACAGUUGUCUCCUAGAAAUGCCAAACAGAAAGCAGGGACAACUCUUGAAACUUCCAGUUUGCAGAUUUCGCCUUUAUUUAUCUGGGUUUCCAUCAUUAAGAGGGUAGUUGGCACCAUCAAGUUAGACCUCAUUCCCCCUUCCUCGUCCAGUGCAAGUUGUCUGUUUACUCUCGCUUUCUCUGGAACUCCGUGUCCUGUUCUCUGCCUUCAAGGGGUAUUUUUCCCCCUUUCCCAGUGGGAGAAUGUGAUAAAGAAGAGCUCUACUACACCACACAAGCAGAGUGUAUGGAUUUUAAGAAAAGAACAAGCAGUAAUUAAACUGGACAAUCAUCUGCUUGCUCACAUCAGUUGCUUUCUGUCUCUGUGUUUGCUUUCUGUUGUAAUGAUGUCACUUGCCAUUCUUGAGGUCGGAGAGUGCACAUGCAGUGCUACGGCAUUUACUAACAUGUAAUCCUGUGGGUCACCCUGCGAGGUGGGCAUUAUUAAUUAUCUCUGUUUUACAGAUAAACAGAAGCAGUGCAGCAAAUAGCUGUUCGGGACUUCAGCCCAACCUGGCUCCUGUUGCUCCUGUUCAGAUUCUGUAUUUAUGUGCAAAACAAUGUUAAAAUGUCACAGAAAGGAGACUGCUGUUUGAAACUGUUCAGUGUUGUUGACUUAAUAUAUGACAAUCACAUGCCAAAUGUUUAUAUUUAUCUAAUCUUCAAUUGUAGUCCCUGUUAGUGACUUAGGAAAUAUAAGUGAAGGAAAAGGGCUUUGACGCUGCAGAAGUCACAGGUAGAUCAAUUUAGAACUGAGUAAUGUUUUCAUGUUCUCUGAAUUUUAAUUACCAAAAUAUCCGUUUAUGUUUAGAUUUUUAUGAAACUGGAGUAUAUGGAUUUAUAUCUAAGCCCUGACAUUAACCAGCUAAUGGCAAGAGAUAAGUCUGUUCUCUGUAAUCCAUAUCAGCCCUGAUAAGUAUGUCUUACAGAUAUACCUCAGUAUGUGGAGAAUGCCUAAGGGUGAAGGAUUACCUGAGGCAGAGCUAGAACUCCAUCUUGUGUGUCUACAUGGUCCUCUCUGUCUUUCCAUUUUCCUUUUUAAUUUUCUCCUUUAACUCUUUCCCCUCAAGCAUGUGAUUACCUCUUUAUUUUUAAAUAUUACCACUUCCUAAUAUCUGUCUCUAGGGCAGCAUAAUCUUACUGAUGAAACAUUUCAUGUUUUCCUUGAGCCCUGGGCAAUGUCUUCGUGUUAACAGCUCAGCAGAUGGAGAAACAGAAGGAGUAGCCUCAGCUUACCUGAGUGAUUUCUCUCCAGCUCAGCACCAGCCACAUCGAGUCUCUAGUAACCUGAUGUUAAUCAUCGGAGCAAUUGGGAAAUAAGAAAGGUUUCCAGACAUUUGCAGUGCCACUGACUAAAACUAUUGGCACUUUUCUUUGUUACCAGGGGACAACAGAAACCCAGCAAUGCAGCAGCCUACCUAGUUUGGGGUAUGCCUGUUUAGAUAAUAAGAGUAAACAGUAUUUAACAUUGUUUAGGGCAUGAAUUAACAAGUUCUGGGUGAUCCCACGAGAGCGCUGCUGACUGAGCAGAAGCAGCGGUUUCUCCCAACUCUGGGAUGGGUACCUCAUGCUGCUUUUGUAACAGCAUUGUUCUUUUCAGACAGCAAAUUAUGAUUUUUUUUCUGAAUAGACUACUUACUUUUUACUUAAGCCUGAUCCUAGAGAGACCAAAUCAAGGAUGUAGAAUGGUUCAUGGUAUGAGUACAGAUGUGCCGGCUGUAGAGAAUGACUCAUACCCCUUCUUAAUGUGUGGCUUUACUGAAACUAUUGAGUGGACCUGGGUCUGUCAGCAAAUUGUUCAAAUGUAUUACUCACCAGGAUGUUAAAGUUUUGUUUAGUUGUGGCAUCUACUUGUGAAUGAAGCCUGUUAAAAAUUUGGUUUUCCCUUUGAGAUAAGAGCAAUAAGCAAGAGAUGAUGGAAUAUGGGAGUGAGUGAGAUACAUGGAGUAGUACUGAAAAUGGAAUCAAAGCUUAUAAGCUUUGAAGGAUCAAGAAAUAAAGAAAUUUUUCUAAUUAAAAAAAAAAGAAAGUUCAUAGCAGAAACAAAGCUGGAAACCCAAAAGUCCAUCAACAUCAAAAUGGAUGAGUAACUGCCCCACAUUUAUAGAAUGAAUCAGAGAAACUGAAUCAUCUACUGCUACAAGUAACCUGGAUGACUCAUUUAAAUAUAAUACUGAAUAAAUGCAGUGGCAUUCAAAAGAAUUUCUACUAUAUAGUUCAAUUUAUAUAAAUUUCAAAAUGAGGCAAAAUUCUUCUCUUAUGUUACAAGUCAGGGUUGUGGUGAGCCUUAAAGAAAUACGGUGAGGAGUCAUAGCUGCUGGACAUAUUCUGUCUUUUGAAUUGGGUGCUAUUUAGA
Molecule: messenger RNA, 3091 nt
Organism: Peromyscus leucopus (white-footed mouse)
Lineage: Eukaryota; Metazoa; Chordata; Mammalia; Rodentia; Cricetidae
Product: N-alpha-acetyltransferase 11-like
Exons: 1
Coding region: 43-495 (150 amino acids)
Biological process (GO): N-terminal peptidyl-glutamic acid acetylation
Cellular component (GO): NatA complex
Molecular function (GO): protein N-terminal-serine acetyltransferase activity; protein-N-terminal-glutamate acetyltransferase activity
Source: RefSeq, a predicted model, not a curated record